GCAGGAGGCAUUGGGGAAUAUUAUAACUUUGCAGCAAUAUAUGUAAAUAUCUCUCUGAACAAAAAGGAAAAGGUGCUGAGGGGCCUGAGCUGUUUCAGGGGUUAAAAGCUGUAACCACUGAUGCGUAUAUAUGAGGCUGUAUUCCUAGAACACGGCUUGUAGCCUGACUCAAGCUAUUACAGUCUAACAACAGGGACCAAUAGAAAGAGAAGAAGAUCCAAGAAAGCUGAGGCCAACACCAUGAUUCUAAAAGUCUAUACAAGCCUUUUUCUCUUAUUCUUGGUCAAUUCUGUGUGGACUCGAUCUGUGAGACAAGUUUAUGAUGACCUGGAUCCUGAGCAUUGGUCUCACUAUACUUCUGAGUGUCCACAGGAAUGCUUUUGUCCUCCUAGCUUCCCCAAUGCAUUAUACUGUGAUAAUAAGGGACUUAAAGAAAUUCCUCCAAUUCCAGCAAGAAUUUGGUACCUCUAUCUUCAAAACAACCAAAUUGAAACACUUUCAGAGAAGCCUUUUGUUAAUGCCACUCAUCUGAGAUGGAUAAAUCUGAACAAGAAUAAGAUCACAAACAGUGGAAUUGAGAGUGGUGUGCUGAGCAAGCUGAAAAGACUGCUUUACUUAUUCCUUGAAGACAACGAAUUAGAAGAGGUGCCUGCCCCAUUACCAGUGGGUCUGGAACAGCUAAGACUAGCUAAAAACAAAAUCUCCAAAAUCCCAGAAGGAGUCUUCAGCCACUUGGAAAACCUUACUAUGUUAGACCUGCACCAGAACAGUUUGUUGGACAGCGCUCUUCAAAGUGACACCUUCCAAGGACUCAACAACCUUAUGCAACUCAACAUAGCAAAAAAUUCACUCAAGAAAAUGCCUCUAAGCAUUCCAGCUAAUACACUGCAGCUGUUUUUGGACAACAACUCCAUCGAAGUUAUACCAGAAAACUAUUUCAGUGCAAUACCCAAAGUGACUUUCCUUAGGCUGAACUACAAUAAAUUAUCUGAUGAUGGUAUCCCUCCAAAUGGGUUUAACGUUUCAUCUAUUCUAGACCUACAGCUGUCUCACAAUCAGCUCACUAAAAUUCCACCAAUCAAUGCUCACCUUGAGCACCUUCAUCUUGAUCACAACAAAAUCAAAAGUGUCAAUGGUACUCAAAUAUGCCCAGUUUCCAUCGCCCUGGAAGAAGAUUAUGGUUACUAUGGCAACAUCCCUCGCCUCCGAUACCUUCGUCUGGAUGGAAACGAAAUUCAACCUCCAAUCCCAUUGGACAUCAUGGUUUGCUUCCGACUACUUCAAGCUGUUAUCAUAUAAAGAUAUUGCCGUGUCACUCUUGUACUGUGAGAGUGCUAAGAUACAAGUUUUGCUGGAAUGAAACUUGUUCUAACUCAUAAAUCAAGAAGUAACAGCUUUAUUUGACUUUAAUUUUUUUUUUUCUUUGCUUGUAUCUUUUCUACAGCCGAAAAGGUUUUUCUUUCAGAAGGGAUUUUGUGUGGACCUGAAACAUGUCCUAUAAAUUCAUAAUGAGAAUAUAUUGAAAAUCAUCGGUGUAAGAUCCUAAAUUUUCCAGAGAAAUUUCCUGCCUACCCCAUCUUUCUUGUCCAAUGUGACAAUGCCUACCCUACUAACAUUAUUCCUAUAGACAAGUUAUGUGUCCUUAUUUUGUUAUAUUGUAGCUAACACAAUGAAUUUGGGUGCAGUUGGCCAAA
Sturnus vulgaris (Common starling) is the source of this 1694-nucleotide messenger RNA. It is a transcript of the gene KERA, whose product is annotated as keratocan. NCBI's taxonomy places the organism in Eukaryota, Metazoa, Chordata, Aves, Passeriformes, Sturnidae. The record is from RefSeq and is a predicted model, not a curated record. Gene Ontology annotation, molecular function: protein binding.